CCUCCCAGAGGUGAUUGCGCCUGAGAGAAAGGUCGCCUUCAACCAGCGGUUGAUGUGGACUGGUGUCACCUUGUUGAUCUUCCUCGUCAUGUCUGAGAUUCCGCUCUAUGGGAUCGUCUCCUCUGACUCUUCCGACCCUCUCUUCUGGCUCAGAAUGAUGUUGGCCUCCAACAGAGGGACCUUGAUGGAGUUGGGUGUCUCGCCAAUCGUGUCUUCCGGGAUGGUUUUCCAGUUGUUGCAGGGUACCAAGUUGAUCAACAUCAACAUGGAGAACAAGCAGGAUCGUGAGCAGUUCCAGACUGCCCAGAAGUUGUUUGCCAUUUUGUUGUCUAUCGGCCAGGCUACCGUCUACGUGUUAACCGGUAUGUACGGUCCACCAUCGGACUUAGGCACCGGUGUGUGCUUGUUGUUGAUUCUCCAGUUGGUUUUUGCCGCGACUGUCGUUAUUCUCUUGGACGAGUUGUUGCAGAAGGGUUACGGUUUGGGCUCGGGUAUCUCCUUGUUCACCGCCACCAACGUCGCCGAGCAGAUCUUCUGGAAGGCUUUUGCGCCAACCACCCAGAACACCGGUAGAGGUACCGAGUUUGACGGUGCUGUCAUUGCCUUGUUCCACUAUCUCUUCUCCUCCAAGGACAAGAAGAGAGGCUUGAUCCGGGCCUUCUACAGACCAAACUUGCCUAACAUGUUCCAGUUACUCUCCACCUUGGUUGUCUUCUUCACCGUCAUCUACUUGCAGGGCUUCAGAUUGGAGUUACCAGUCAAGUCCACCAGAUCCAGAGGCUCCAACGGCUUGUACCCAAUCAGAUUGUUCUACACCUCCAACGUGCCAAUCAUGUUGCAGUCCGCCUUAACCUCCAACUACUUCAUCAUUUCCCAGAUACUCUUUUCGGGUUUCCCAUCCUCUCCAAUCAUCAAGUUGUUGGGGACCUGGGAGUCCCGUCCGGGUUCCCAUCAGUUAUUUGCUGCCUCCGGUAUCGCCUAUUAUAUCCAGCCUCCAAUUUCCUUCACUGAGGCUGUGUUGGACCCUAUCAAGCUUGUCAUCUACGUGGUGUUCGUCUUGACUGCCUGUGCCGUCUUUUCCAAGACGUGGAUUGAAAUCUCUGGGACCUCUCCAAGAGACGUCGCUAAGCAGUUCAAGGAGCAGGGCUUGGUCCUUGUCGGUCACAGAGAAACCUCUGUCUACAGAGAGUUGAAGAAGGUCAUUCCUACCGCCGCCGCCUUCGGUGGUGCUACCAUCGGUGCCUUGUCCGUUGCUUGUGACUUGUUGGGGACCUUGGGUUCCGGUACCUCCAUCUUGUUGGCGGUCACCACCAUCUACGGCUAUUACGAGUUGGCCAUGAAGGAGGGUGGCUUCUCCACCAAGGGCAUGAUCAGCGGCUUUGGUGAAAUGUGAGCUUCCGAGGAUCAAUACAACUAGGAUGGUUCAUGCGAUCAAAUACUCGUCACGGAUAAUCGGCGCUAUAUCAUGUUUGAUAGCUCUUGAAGCCCCGCUUUCACUUUUCAUAAAAAAAAUCACGAUGCACCCACAGGGUCAUUGCUUCAUGGAGACUUGUCUCCUACCUUUUUCUCACCUUUCAUUAUGUACUUGUGUAUGUACUGCAAUUUUUGUAUUUCGAAAAACCAUUAGAGUGUAGCGCACUGAUGACCUAGC
Babjeviella inositovora NRRL Y-12698 is the source of this 1651-nucleotide messenger RNA. RefSeq names its product translocon subunit (gene SEC61). The record is from RefSeq and is a predicted model, not a curated record. Gene Ontology annotation, cellular component: membrane; Sec61 translocon complex. Bases 89 to 1393 code for a protein of 434 amino acids. Gene Ontology annotation, molecular function: transmembrane protein transporter activity; ribosome binding; signal sequence receptor activity. The transcript has a single exon. NCBI's taxonomy places the organism in Eukaryota, Fungi, Ascomycota, Pichiomycetes, Serinales. Gene Ontology annotation, biological process: SRP-dependent cotranslational protein targeting to membrane, translocation; post-translational protein targeting to membrane, translocation.